GUGAAACAUAUCACGUUUUACAACUUGCUUGAGAUUAUAUAUUUAACUCUUAGUGUUUUUAAUUUGGUCACUUAUUGUUAACAACCAUCACAAAAAUGGAACAACCCAAAGUUUUAUGCUUCUUAUUGGUCUUAAUUAUGCUUGCUAAUUCUGCUAAAUCCCAAUUAAGCAUCGCUUAUUACGCUUCGAGUUGCCCCCAAGCAGAAGGGAUAGUAAGAUCAACUGUUCAAUCUCACUUCAAUUCCGAUCCUACUAUCGCUCCUGGCUUGUUACGACUCCAUUUUCAUGAUUGCUUUGUUCAGGGUUGUGAUGCUUCAAUAUUGAUUUCGGGGACUUCUUCAGAAAGAACUGCCUUUACAAACGUGGGAUUGAAAGGCUUCGACGUAAUUGACGAUGCAAAGGCACAAGUCGAGUCCGUGUGCCCAGGAGUUGUUUCUUGUGCUGAUAUCUUAGCUUUAGCUGCUCGUGAUUCUGUUGAUUUGACGGGCGGGCCGAAUUGGGGAGUUCCACUAGGAAGACUGGAUGGGAAGAGGUCCUCUGCAUCUGAUGCUGUAAACUUGCCUUCUCCUCUGGAAUCAAUUGCUGUUCAUAGGCAGAAGUUUGCUGAUAAAGGUCUCAAUGAUCAUGAUCUUGUUACACUUGUUGGUGCACACACCAUUGGACAAACAGACUGCAGAUUCUUCCAAUACAGACUAUACAAUUUCACACCAACAGGCAACGCUGAUCCUUCAAUUAACCAACCAAACAUAGCCCAACUACAAACGUUGUGUCCCAAGAAUGGCAAUGGUUUAACCAAGGUGGCAUUGGACAGAGAUAGCCGGACGAAAUUCGACGUAAAUUUCUUCAAGAACAUUAGGGACGGAAACGCCGUGCUCGAAUCGGAUCAAAGACUAUGGGGUGAUGAUGCAACUCAAGCAAUUGUGCAAAAUUAUGCAGGAAAUCUUAGAGGGUUGUUUGGUGUUAGGUUUAAUUUUGAUUUCCCUAAAGCUAUGGUUAAGAUGAGCGGCAUUGGUGUUAAGUCUGGUUCUGAUGGUGAGGUUAGAAAGAUGUGUUCUAAGUUUAAUUAAUUGAAUGUUAUUUUUAAUUUGGUUGUUCCCAAUAAAUCAUUUGUGUCUUAAAGGUACAUGUAAUCUAUGGUCUCUAUGUUUCAGAAUUAGACCUAUAGAUAAGCCGAACACAAAAGAAAAGUUAAUUUCAAAUGAUAAAUUGUUGUAUUUUAUCUUCCUUA
Molecule: messenger RNA, 1228 nt
Organism: Spinacia oleracea (spinach)
Lineage: Eukaryota; Viridiplantae; Streptophyta; Magnoliopsida; Caryophyllales; Amaranthaceae
Product: peroxidase 25
Exons: 4
Coding region: 96-1067 (323 amino acids)
Biological process (GO): hydrogen peroxide catabolic process; response to oxidative stress
Molecular function (GO): peroxidase activity; heme binding
Source: RefSeq, a predicted model, not a curated record